AUGGGCGGCGAGACCAACCGCAUCGUGCCCGUGUCUGCGGCGUACCCGCAGCUGGCGACGGGGCCUGUCGGCAAGCAGAUCCACGACAUCUACCAGAGCCGGCUGAGGCAGUUCCUCGACGGCGGCCAGUACAAGGAGCAGGGCCUGCUGGGCAAACUCGACGAGGCCCGCGCAUCGGGCGCCGACCACGUCCAGCUCGCCGUCUACUCGCCGCCCGGCCUCGAGCGCCCGCUGUUCAAGGACGCGACCUCGCACGGCUUCCUGCCCGUCCUCGUCGGCGCGUCGUUCGGCCCGAGCUGGUCGACGCACUGGUUCCGCGUCCGGCUCACCGUGCCCAAGCACCUGCGCGACAAGGAGCACCUCGAGUUCGUGUGGGACGCCGACAACGAGGGCGCCAUCUACACCGAGGACGGAGACACGGUCCACGGCCUGACGGGCGGCGGCGAGCGCACCCAGUGGAUCCUGCCCGCUGCCUUCCGCGAUGGCAAGCAGCACACCUUCUACAUCGAGAUGGCCUGCAACGGCAUGUUCGGCAACGCGCCCGGCGACGACUCGAUUCAGCCGCCCAACCCGGACCGCUACUUCCGCCUGCACACGGCCGACAUCGUCGCCGUCAACCUGCCCGCGCGCGCCCUGUACUUUGACUUUCUCGAGCUGGGCGACGCCGCCCGCGAGUUCCCCCAGGAGUCGUGGGAGGCCCACCAGGCCCAGCAGCUCGCCAACCGCAUCAUCGACGUCUUCGUGGCCGGCGGCGGCAGCAACGAGAGCAUCGCCCAAGGCCGCGCCAUUGCCCGCGAGUUCGUCGGCGACGUCGACUCCCACAAGGUGUACGCGGGCGACCAAGACGCCCUUGUGACGGGCAUCGGCUACUGCCACAUCGACACGUGCUGGCUGUGGCCCUUUGCAGAGACCAAGCGCAAGGUCAACCGCUCCUGGUCGAGCCAGUGCGACCUCAUCGACCGCUACCCCGAGCUGCGCUUCUGCUGCUCCCAGGCCCAGCAGUACAAGUGGCUGGAGCAGGACUACCCCUCCACCUUUGACCGCGUCAAGAAGAAGGUCAAGGAGGGCUCCUUCCAGCCCAUUGGCGGCAGCUGGGUCGAGCACGACACCAACCUCCCCGGCGGCGAGUCUCUCAUCAGGCAGUUCCUGUACGGCCAGCGCUACUUCGAGAGCAAGUUUGGCCAGCGAUGCCGCACCUUCUGGCUGCCAGACACCUUCGGGUACUCGACCCAGCUGCCACAGAUCUGCCGCCUGGCGGGCAUGACGAGGUUCCUAACCCAGAAGCUGAGCUGGAACAACAUCAACAACUUCCCUCACACUACCUUCAACUGGGUCGCCCUCGACAACAGCCAGGUCAUCUGCCACAUGCCACCUUCAGAGACGUACACUGCCGAAGCAAACUUUGGAGACGUGAAGAGGAGUAUCUCUCAGCACAAGUCGCUUGAUCAGGAUCGAACGUCGCUGUUAGUCUUUGGCAAAGGCGACGGUGGAGGUGGUCCCACCUGGCAGCAUCUGGAGAAACUUAGACGCUGCCGCGGUAUCAGCGACAAGACCGGACUGCUGCCCCGUAUCAAGCUCGGUGACUCGGCCGAUGACUUCUUCGACAAACUGGAAAAGAGGGUGGAGAAUGGCACGGAGCUUGUCACCUGGUACGGCGAGCUCUACUUUGAGCUUCAUCGCGGAACAUACACCACGCAGGCAAACAACAAGCGCAACAACAGAAAGUCGGAGAUUAUGCUCAGAGACAUUGAAUACCUGGCAACCUUGGCCACAAUCAAAAACGGUUUUGGUAAAAGCACCUCGUACAAGUACCCCAAGAAGGACAUUGACAAUAUGUGGGAAAACGUCCUGUUGUGUCAGUUCCAUGAUUGCUUGCCGGGAAGCUCUAUCGAGAUGUGCUAUGACGAUUCUGACAAGAUAUAUACCGACGUCUUCGUUACUGGCGAGAGGCUGCUUGCAGAUGCCUUGUCCGAGCUUGGAUUCGACGACGAAUCAGUCCUGGGACCAGAUAGCAAGCUCGUUGCAUUGAACACGUUGCCUUGGACACGCACUGAAAUUGUCAAGCUUCCUGGGACUGCCAGCUCGUCUCCCUAUGGACUGGCUCAUGGAAAUGGACUUAGUCCAAUGUCAAUACGCGCUUUAUCCUCGCCACAUUCCGCAAGCGUCGCUUCGAUCAAGGAAACAGGUGAUAAUAUCUUCGAACUCCGCAACUCGCAAUUUAUUGUACAGAUCUCCAACGGUGCCAUCACCUCGCUACACGACAUCUCCGCUGAUCGCGAACUAAUCCCCAAAGACCAAAAAGCUGCCCAACUCGUCAUCUUCGACGACAAGCCGCUCUACUGGCAGGCUUGGGAUGUCGAGGUGUAUCAUCUCAAUUCUCGAAAGGAGCUCACCCCUGCGAAGGUCUACAUCUCUUCCGACAGUAUACACCGUGUAUCACUUUCGAUUGAGACGAAAAUCUCUGACAAGUCUUGGAUCAAGACCACCAUCUCUCUCCCCGCCGCCGUAGGCAACGUCCCCACAGCAAUUGAGAUUGACGCUGAGAUAGAGUGGCACGAAACAAUGAAAUUCCUCAAGGUCGAAUUUCCAGUCGACAUUGUCAACACCGAAGCGAGCUACGAAACGCAAUUUGGCAUUGUCCGUCGUCCGACGCACUACAACACCAACUGGGACAUGGCAAAAUUUGAAGUGUGUUGUCACAAGUGGGCCGAUCUCUCGGAGGCUACGUACGGCGUGUCUAUUUUGAAUGACAGCAAGUACGGCUUUGCGGUGGCAGGAAACGUGAUGCGACUCUCACUUCUCCGUGCACCCAAGGCACCUGAUGGACACGCCGACAUGGGUAACCACAAGACGCGAUAUGCCAUGUUCCCGCACGCUGGGCCUCUGAACGAGGCUACUGUCCGCAAGGCUUUUGAGUUCAACAAUCCGCUGAAGAUUGUCGGCCACAGAGCCGAGACUACGCCUUCACUUCUGGAGACGUUUCACAUUCACGGCGCACCUAAUCUCAUCAUUGAUACGAUCAAACGAGGCGAAGACGACGAAGACGUGUCACGUGGUGAGCUUCCUGUUAAGGAUGGUCAUAGUGUCAUUUUGAGGGUGUAUGAUGCCCUCGGUGGUAAGAGCAAGGGAGUGCUGACAUGGGGCGGUGUACGAGUCAAGAAGGUGGCCAAGGUCAAUGCGUUGGAGGACGAGCUUGAGGAUCUCAGUGGGAAAAUGUUACAGAUGGAGAGUGGACAGGAGGGGGUUGGAAUUGAGGUCAGGGCUUUCGAGGUGGCGACGUAUAAGCUUGUACUUUGA
Dothidotthia symphoricarpi CBS 119687 is the source of this 3297-nucleotide messenger RNA. Its product is annotated as glycoside hydrolase family 38 protein. Bases 1 to 3297 code for a protein of 1098 amino acids. NCBI's taxonomy places the organism in Eukaryota, Fungi, Ascomycota, Dothideomycetes, Pleosporales, Dothidotthiaceae. Gene Ontology annotation, molecular function: carbohydrate binding; alpha-mannosidase activity. Gene Ontology annotation, biological process: oligosaccharide catabolic process; mannose metabolic process. Gene Ontology annotation, cellular component: fungal-type vacuole membrane. The transcript is spliced from 3 exons. The record is from RefSeq and is a predicted model, not a curated record.